CUAAUAAGGCCUCUGCACAUUCAUUUCAAGAACCAAUACGUCAAAGCCCCCAUCCACUACCCUCUCUCUCUCGCUCUCUCUGUCAAUGGAGGCGACCACUAAGCUGCUCAUAUUCACGGCGGCGCUGCUAAUGUGCGCCGGGUGCGCAACCUCCGCUGUACGCUGUCCCAACUGCGGCAACAUCACAAUCCCUUACCCGCUAAGCACGGGCCCCACGUGCGGAGACCAGUCGUACAAGAUCCUGUGCGACGGGGGCUCUCUCAAGUUGGACACGCUCAACAACACCUACCCGAUCGCGUCCAUCAACCCCUCCGCCCAACGGUUUGUGAUUACCCCCUCCAACUUCCUCCCAAACACCUGCAUCACCUCGGAUAUCGCCCACCAGGGCGUCCAGCUGAACAGCAGCCUCCCCUUCAACGUCACCAGCAGCAACACCAUCAUCUACCUCAACUGUACCAGCGACCUCCUCAGAUCACCGUUGAAUUGCUCGUCAACGAGUCUCUGCCACGUGUACGUCAACAACAGCGGGGCCGUGGGUCCAUGCGAGGACGCACCGCUGUGUUGUACGUUCAGGGCGGGCGGGUCGUCCACCUCGUACAUGAUCCGGGUCCGGCAGUCCGGGUGUAGCGCUUACACGAGCUUUGUGAACUUGGAUCCGACCUUGCCCGUGAACCGGUGGCCCCAGCCGGGUCUGGAGAUCCAGUGGGUGUUGCCUCCGGAACCGGUGUGCGGGUCUCAGGCGGACUGUAAUGAUGGGUCCAACUCUAACUCUAACUCUAACUCCACUUGUGGGCCCGACCCAGCUGAGGCUGGGGUCCGUCGGUGUUUCUGUAACUCGCCGCUUGUGUGGAACCCUGUUGAAGGGGUGUGUGUUGAGAAUUGUCAAAUUACUGGCAGUUGCGGCGAUUCAGACCGGACUGCACUCAUAGCAGGCUUAACUAGUGGUCUUGCUGCAACGCUGGUUGUGGCCAUCGUUGCAAUUCUACUCUACAAACGCCACAGGCGCAUCAAAGAAGCACAAGAGCGGCUGGCCAGAGAGCGUGAAGAAAUCCUAAAUGCCAACGGCGGAGGCAGAGCUGCAAAGCUAUUCACUGGCAAACAGAUCAAGAAAGCAACACACGACUUCUCCAGAGACCGCCUCCUUGGUUCCGGAGGGUAUGGUGACGUCUACAAAGGCAUUCUACAAGAUGGCACUGAAGUUGCUGUCAAGUGCGCCAAGCUUGGAAACACCAAAGGCACUGACCAGGUCCUCAACGAGGUCCGGAUUCUCUGCCAAGUCAACCACCGAAGCCUCGUGCGCCUGCUUGGCUGCUGUGUUGAGUUAGAGCAGCCUAUUUUGGUCUACGAGUAUAUUGAAAAUGGAACUCUUUUAGAACAUUUUCAGGGUCAGAAAUCCGGCGGGCGAAGUAGCCUUGCUUGGAGCGAUCGUCUCCGCGUCGCCCACGAUGCUGCUGAAGGUCUUGCAUACCUCCAUUCCUCUGCAGUUCCUCCAAUAUAUCACCGAGAUGUCAAGUCCAGUAACAUUCUGCUGGAUGAGAAAUUGAAUGCCAAGGUUUCGGAUUUCGGGUUGUCUAGGUUGGCUCAUACCGACUUGAGCCACGUCUCAACGUGUGCUCAGGGGACUCUUGGAUACCUUGAUCCUGAAUAUUAUAGAAAUUAUCAGUUGACGGAUAAAAGCGAUGUUUAUAGCUUUGGAGUUGUGCUGUUGGAGCUGUUGACGUCUCAGAAGGCUAUUGAUUUUAACAGGGACCCAGAUGAUGUGAACUUGGCAGUUUAUGUGCAGAGAUUGGUGGAGGAAGAGAGGUUGAUGGAUGCCAUUGAUCCGAUACUUAAAGAGGGAGCAAGCACUUUGGAGAUGGAGACUAUGAAGGCUUUGGGGUUUCUUGCUGUGGGUUGCUUGGAGGAACGUCGACAGAAUCGGCCUUCCAUGAAAGAAGUCACUGAGGAGAUUGAGUACAUCAUGAGUAUUUCUAAGGCAAAGGAGGUGCAGAAUUAGUUACUAACCAAGUUUCGAGGGAGACGGAUCAGCAGUUGGUUCUAGAAUAUGUAAUGCUAUCGGUGUUAGUGUUUCAGUGUUUGAACAUCAUUAUUUCCCACGCGAGUUUGUUUGAUGCUUAUAAUGUGUAUGGAUGAAUAUCACCUUGAUCUUGCUUGCACCCGAA
Molecule: messenger RNA, 2162 nt
Organism: Alnus glutinosa
Lineage: Eukaryota; Viridiplantae; Streptophyta; Magnoliopsida; Fagales; Betulaceae
Product: wall-associated receptor kinase-like 20
Exons: 3
Coding region: 86-1996 (636 amino acids)
Biological process (GO): protein phosphorylation; cell surface receptor signaling pathway
Cellular component (GO): plasma membrane
Molecular function (GO): ATP binding; protein serine/threonine kinase activity; polysaccharide binding
Source: RefSeq, a predicted model, not a curated record